Molecule: messenger RNA, 2324 nt
Organism: Castor canadensis (American beaver)
Lineage: Eukaryota; Metazoa; Chordata; Mammalia; Rodentia; Castoridae
Source: RefSeq, a predicted model, not a curated record
CUCGCUUCCGUAGGAAGAAGCGCCAGGAAAGAUGGCGGCCGCUGCGGUUUGAAUUCCAGCGGCGCCGCCAGAGUCCGAACAAGAGCUGGAUUGGUGGGGGCGGGACCUGCCGAACCCGGCGGUUGCAAAGUUAGGGGAACCAGUGGCGCACUGCCACAGACAUCAAUGCCACCAUCACCUCCGUGCCCAUGAUGGACUCGGUGUUGGAAGAGGACGUCACCCUCCCUGGGACGCUCAGCGGCUGCAGUGGUCUUGCUCCUACUCUACCCGAUGGCCCCGAUGGCAUCAAGGCCAGUGCUGGCUUAGGAAAUGGAGCGCUCCAGAUGUUCCAGAAGAAAAGAUUUCUCCCACCAGAGCACGGAACAUGAAGGACUUUGAAAAUCAAAUCACUGAACUGAAGAAGGAAAACUUUAACCUAAAACUCCGCAUCUAUUUCCUUGAGGAAAGAAUGCAGCAGGAAUUUGAUGGCCCUACUGAACAUGUCUACAAAACUAACAUUGAGCUCAAGGUGGAAGUAGAAAGCUUGAAGCGGGAGCUCCAUGAGAGAGAGCAGCUGCUCAUCAAAGCCUCAAAAGCGGUGGAGAGUUUAGCAGAAGGGGGCGGCUCUGAAAUUCAGCGGGUGAAAGAAGAUGCCCGGAAGAAGGUGCAGCAGGUGGAAGACCUCCUAACAAAAAAGAUCUGCCUUCUUGAAGGGGAUGUGAAAGCCGCCCAAGCAGAACUGGAAAAAGCUUUUGCGGGGACAGAAAGGGAGAAGGCUCUUCGACUGAGUUUGGAAAGCCAGCUUUCAGAGAUGAAGAAGAUGCAUGAGGGCAACUUGGAGAUGGCUGUGGUCCUGGAAGAGAAGGACAGACUGAUUGAGGAGUUGAGGCUGUCUUUGAAGAGCAAAGAAGCUUUAAUACAGUGCCUUAAAGAGGAGAAAUCUCAGAUGGCAUCUCCUGAUGAGAAUGUGUCAUCUAGAGAGCUCCAAAGACUUUCUGCUGCUCAGAAGGAAGAAAAGGAGAGAGAGUCUGAGGCUGCACAAGUGGAGCACCAGAAGGAGAGAAAUCACUUCAAAGAGAGGAUUCAGGCACUUCAGGAGGACCUGAGAGAAAAGGAAAGAGAAAUUGCCACAGAGAAGAAAAAUAGUUUAAAGAGGGAUAAAGCCAUUCAGGGCUUAACCAUGGCAUUAAAAUCAAAGGAAAAAGAGGUUGAAGGACUUAAUGCUGAAAUUGAAGAGCUUAGUGCAGCCUUUGCUGAAGCCAGAGAGGCCUCCCAGAAAACACAAACCCCAAAAUUCCAGGAGUCUGAAGACUAUCAGGCUGCUCUGACAGAAAAGGAAGCCCAGUUGGCCAAGUUGCAGUCAGAGAACCUCACCAAGACCACAGAGAACAACAGGCUGCGGAGGAACAUUAAGAAGGUGACCCAGGAGCUGAGCGACCUGCAGCAGGAGAAGGAGCGGCUGGAGAGGGACCUGGAGGAAGCCUAUCGGGAGGGGAGCAAAGGAGCCCGUAGCACCCAUGACCUUAAAAAUGAAAUUGAAAAAUUACGCAAUGAAGUGAAUGAAAGAGAGAAAGCAAUGGAGAAUCAUUACAAGAAUCUUCUGAGUGAAAGCAAUAAAAAAUUGCAUAGUCAAGAGCAAGUAAUCAAACAUCUGACAGAAAGUGCCAGUCAAAAGGACUUGAUGCUUCAGAAAUUCAGUGAAAAAGAUUUGGGAGCAAUACAGCAGAACUGUUAUUUAAUGACUGCGGAGGAUCUCAAGUUUGGGAGCAAAGGCUUAAUAACAGAAAAGUGCUCUUCUGAACAGUCACCAGGCUGCAAACUCAUCUUCUCUGAGGGAAAGCUACAAUCAGACUAUGAAGAGCUGAUUCAGGUCUUAAAGAAGGAACAGGACAUCUAUACCCAUCUGGUGAAAUCUCUCCAGGACUCCGACAGUGUCAACAACCUGGAGGCUGAGUUAAGUGACAUUUUUGCUCUUCGGAAGCAACUGGAGCGAGAUGUUCUCACCUAUCGAAAUUUGCAGAAGGCCCUGGAGGAGCAGAUCAGCGAAAUUCGGAGGCGAGAAGAAGAACCAUUUUCAUUUUAUAGUGAUCAAACAUCUUAUCUAAGUAUUUGCCUUGAAGAGCACGAUCGAUUUCAAGUGGAGCAUUUUUCUCAAGAAGAACUUAAGAAAAAGGUCAGUGACCUCAUACAGCUCGUGAAGGAACUGUACACAGACAACCAGCACCUGAAGAAAACCAUUUUUGAUCUCUCUUGCAUGGGUUUCCAGGGAAACGGCAGACUUGAGUCAACAGAACAAAUAGAGGUAAGAAGAAAUAUUCUUGUUGUCAUGCGCUAAUUGCAAAAAU